This is a messenger RNA of Hypomesus transpacificus, 5863 nucleotides long. It is a transcript of the gene pdcd11, whose product is annotated as programmed cell death 11. Gene Ontology annotation, biological process: rRNA processing. NCBI's taxonomy places the organism in Eukaryota, Metazoa, Chordata, Actinopteri, Osmeriformes, Osmeridae. The transcript is spliced from 35 exons. The coding region runs from base 102 to 5516 and encodes 1804 amino acids. Gene Ontology annotation, cellular component: small-subunit processome; nucleolus. Gene Ontology annotation, molecular function: RNA binding; protein binding. The record is from RefSeq and is a predicted model, not a curated record.
GAAAAAUGGCGUGGUAGUGAUCAACACAUGUGAGUUUGGAUACCAAAUUGAGAAGUGGAUUAAAACAGUAAGGAUUAACUACAAUUGAAUCAAUAUCAACUAUGGCGUCAUUGGAUGAGGAUUUCCCUCGUGGAGGGACGGGCAAGAAAGCAGAGACUAAAGCGAAACCCGUGAGACACCACACUGAGGUGGACAACCUGUUCCAGACGCAUGAACCAGCAGAAACAAAGAAAAGGAAGGGAGAGAAAAGGAACGAGGGGAAGAAUGUGGCUAAGAAGCAGAAAACGAGCAAAGAGGAGACGCUCAAACUCAAUGCAGCAGCCAAAGUCGAAAUUCUACAUCUGAAGAGUCUGAAGGUGGGUACCUUGGUACUGGGGUGUAUCAAGGAAGUGACAGACUUCGAGGUGAUGGUGAGCCUGCCCAGUGGCCUUAUGGGAUACCUGGCCAUCUCCAACAUCUCUGACUCCUACACCAAGAUGGUCCGUGAGCAGCUGGACUCAGAUACCGAGGAGAUCUUCUCCCUCCCUGACCUCUUCAGUCCAGGCAUGCUGCUGAGGUGUUCUGUUGUCAGGCUGAACAUCACCAAGAAAGGCACGGUCAGCAUCCAGCUGUCCAUCAACCCCAAGGAGGUCAACAAAGGCCUGACCACCAGCUGUCUGAGUGCUGGCAUGAUCCUGAGUGGUUGUGUGGAUAGCGUUGAGGAUCACGGGUACCUGGUUGACAUUGGCGUCAGCGGAACCAAAGCUUUCUUGCCCAAGCAGGCGGCAACAGACCAGCCCAUCCCAAAAGAGCUGAAGGUGGGUCAGUGUGUGGUGUCCCUGCUGGAGGAGGUGAAGAACGAAGGGCGCGUGAUCCGUCUCUCCACCUGCCCGCGGUCCGUGGCUCAGUCCUACGCUGACAUCAAACACGGCUGGACCCUCACCAACCUGCUACCUGGGCUCCUGGUCAAAGCCCAGAUCAAAAAGGUGACCAUUCACGGCCUCAUCCUGGAGUUCCUCUCCUCCUUCUCAGGCAUGGUUGACUUCAUGCACAUGGAGCCCUCAUGCAGCUACAAUGAGGGAGAUGAGGUGAAAGCCUGCGUGCUGUAUUUGGAGCCCUCCUCUCGCCUGCUGGGCCUGUCGCUGCGCGGCCACCUCCUGCAGCCAGGGGGCGACCUGGCGCAGGUGACCAGCGAGCGCAUCGGAGAGGUGCUGGAGGGCUGCAAGAUGACCUCGCUCCACCACUACUCUGGAGCCAUACUGGAGCUCCCUGACAGCACCCAGGUCUUUGUGCAUAGGAACCACAUGAAGGAGCCCAAAGACCCCUUCAACAUGAACAGGGUCAUGGCCAAAGCAGAACACACCUGCAGGAUCAUGGACUACAGCACCAUGGAGCAGAUGCACUAUGUCAGCCUGCGCAUGAGUGUUAUAAAAUCACCAUUCUUCAGAUACCAUGACAUCCAUCCUGGACAAGUUGUGGAGGGCACGGUGAUCAACCUGAAUCCCAGCGGGAUGACGGUGAAGUUGACCGAGCACAUCCGGGGGAUGGUCCCCAAGACACACCUCUCUGACAUCAUCCUCAAGAACCCAGAGAGGAAAUACACCGAGGGCAUGAAGGUCAAAUGUCGGGUGUUGGCCGUGGAUCCUCAGAGGAAGAGCCUGACCCUAACCAGGAAGAAGGCCCUGGUGGAGUCUUCCCUGCCGCUGUUCCUGAGCUUCGCCGACGCUCGCCCCGGCCGCAUCUCCCACGGACACAUCAUCUGCGUCAAGGACUUUGGCUGCAUCGUCCGUUUCUACGGCGACGUCAAGGGGCUGGUGCCCGUCCGCGAGCUCAGCACGGAGCUCGUCAUCGUACCGGAGAAGAUGUUCUUUGUCGGUCAGGUGGUGAAGGCCAAGGUGCUGAACUGUGACUUGGCGAAGGAGAAGCUGCUGUUGUCCUUCAAGGCCGUGGCAGGAGGGGACACCGAGGCGCCGCCUAAACCCCAGUUUGACUUUGAGAUCGGGAAGAAGGUGGAAGCGAGGCUGGUGGCCAAAGUCCUGGGGGCUCUGGAGGUGGCCAUCCUCCCAGAGGAGGUCCCGGCCCUGCUCCCCAUCAGCCACCUCUCCGACCACGUGUCCAACUGCCCCCUCCUGUUUGAGGCGCUGCAGGAGGGCGACACCAUCUCCAACCUGGCCUGUGUCAACCACAACAAGCAGCACAUCACCCUGACCAAGAAGCCUGUGUUGAGGGCUUCCAUGGAGGACGGGCCUGUUGCCAGGGAGUUCUCUGACGUCAAAGUGGGCAUGCAGCUGAUUGGCUGGAUCAAGAACAUCAUGCCCUACGGCGUGUUUGUGGAGUUCCCCUGCGGACUGGUAGGCCUGGCCCCCAAAUCGGCGAUGAGCGACAAGUUCAUCAGUGACACAACAGGGCCCUUCCAGCUGGGCCAGACGGUGGGAGCCAAGGUGACCAACCUGGACGAGGAGAAGGGCCGCUUCCUGGUCAGCCUCAAGGUGUCCGAGGUCAUGGCCCCGGAGGGCGACGCCCAGGCCCGGCUGCUCCAGGGCCUGCUGGAGAGAAGGGCUGUGGCCGACAUGAUGGCCAACAAAGAGGACUCUGAGCUCCAUCAGCAGCUGUCAGUGGUGACCCUGGGCCAGAGGCUGAAGCUGAGCGUGGAGCAGGUGAAGGAGGACGAGAGCGUGAGCCUGGUGUGUGACGACCUGAAGGGUGCCACCGUGCUGGCCACCAAACACCACAGCAUGGGUGUAAAGGUGUCUCCUGGACAGAAGGUGAAUGCUGUGGUCCUCCAUGUUGACCCCUUGAGCACCCAGGUCCAUGUCUCCCUGCUGCCUAAGCUGGUGGCAAAGAGGAAAUCGGUUGAAGAGGGGGCCAAGUACACCGCCCGGGUGCAGCAUGCCGACAAGGACUUUGCCGUCAUCUCAUUGGGCGACACGGCCCAGCUGACCGUCGUCCAGACGACCAACAACCUCAACGACUCGUUCCGCUUCGAGACGGAGAAGCUGCUCCCGGGCCGCUUCCUGGCGGUCAGCGUGACGGACCCCAGCUGCGAGGACCUGGAAGGGCUCCCCCUGGUGGAGUGGGACUCAAAGGUCCAGCGCGGGGCGGCCGCCGACCAGGCGGGGCCGAGGGGGACGGGGCGCCACCGCUACGGCGACCUGGUGAAGGGCAAGGUGAAGGCGGUGAGGCCCACGUGCGUGCAGGUGGAGCUGGAGGGCGGGGCCACGGGGAGCGUGCACGUGUCGGAGGUGCAGGACGGAGCGUGCCUGGGGACCUUCCCCACGUCCGCCGUGAAGCUCGGCAGCGAGGUCACAGCCAGGGUCAUAGGAGGGCGGGAGGCCUGUAGUCACAGGUACCUUCCAUUUAGUCACCCCAAUUUCACCUAUUUCAUUCCUGAGCUCAGUCUUUUGCCAAGUAAGCUACAGGAGGACGUGGUUCUGGAGCCGGUCAAGCGCAGCCUGAAGGAGGAGCUCAUGACCUACCAGGUCGGCCAGAAGGUCACAUGCUUUGUGUCAAAGUACUACCCAGAGAAGAAGUGUUUAGAGGUGACCAUCAGUCCCUCUCUAACAGGAACUGUUGAUAUACUUUCCAUGGUCACUGAUCCUAAAGAUUUGAAACACCCAGAGAAGCUGUACAAACUGGGCCAGGCAGUCGGUGCCAAUGUGGUUCAAGUCAGUUUGAAACCUCUGCGUCUCUCCCUCUCUCUGACUGACGUGCCCAAGCUGGAGAACGGCAGCGUCACCGUGGGGAUCGUGCAGAGCGUCCAGCCCCAAGUGGGCUUGGGCGUCAGGCUGCCACUGGGCGCCAAGGGAACCGUCGCCGUGGUGGACCUGCUGGACUCGUACAAGCGCGAUCCGCUCCAGGCCUUCAGCAAAGGCCAGCUGGUCAGGUGUUGUGUUCUCAGUGAGAAAAGCGGUCAAUGGCAGCUCUCUCUCCGGCCCUCGAGGUUGAGUCCAGACAAGCCCUCCGUGGUGAAGGACCCGGAGGUGCGGUCUGCGGGGGGCCUGACACCUGGCCAGAUCCUCCGAGGCUAUGUCAAGUCUGUAGGUGAACAUGGGGUCUUCAUCAGGUUGUCCACAAACAUCACGGGAAGAGCCCAGUUUCAGCACGCCACCAAGUACUUCAGCAGCCCCGACGUGUUCGCCAAGCACGUCCCCGUGAACACCCUGCUCACCACCAAGGUCCUCCAUGUUGACACACAGAAUGAGCAGGUGGACCUGUCCCUGCUGUCAGGCGACACCGGGAAAGCAGACCUGCUCCCAGAAUCCCUUGGGCUGCCGCUGAGGCUGCUGGGAGAGGAGAAGGAGAAAUACGACGCCAAGAGGAAGCGCAAGUCCUCCGAGAGCCAGCCGGAGCCGGUAGAGAAACCGGCGAAGAAGAAGAAAGGAAAGAAGGAGAAGACGGAGGACAUCGACAGUGGAGUGGAGGUGUAUUUCCGAGAGGAGGAGGAUGGGGGGGUGGGGAUUGAGGAGAAAUCGAACCCUCCAAAGCAGGGUAAGCCAGCAGCGGCCCCAGCCAGGCUGCAGGUGUCGGGGGGCUUCUCCUGGGACGCUGCCCUCAGCACCCUGAAGCCCGCCUCGGCCACCCCAGAGGGGGACGACUCCAGCGAGGGGGAGGAGGAGCAGGGCCAGCGCCAGAAGAAGACUCGCCACGAGCGGCACACGGAGAAGCGCCAGGCGGAGAAGGCCCUGUCGGAGCGGGAGACUGAGCUGAUGGACCCGGCCCUGAGGCCCCAGGACGCGGGCAGCUUUGAGCGCCUGCUGCUCGCCUCGCCCGACAGCUCGCUGCUCUGGCUGCAGUACAUGGCCUUCCACCUGCAGGCCACCCAGAUCGAGCAGGCCCGGGCCGUGGCUGAGAGGGCCCUCAAGACCAUCUCCUUCAGGGAGGAGCAGGAGAAGCUCAACGUUUGGGUGGCCUUGCUGAACCUGGAGAACUUGUACGGCAGCGAGGAGAGUCUGAAGAAGGCGUUUGAGCGGGCGCUGCAGUUCUGCGAGCCCAUGCCUGUCUACCAGCAGCUUGCAGACAUCUACGCCAAGUCUGGCAAGACCAAGGAAGCGGAGAACCUUUACAAGAAGAUUGUGAAGCGUUUCCGCCAGGAGAAGGCGGUGUGGCUAAGCUACGCCUCCUUCCUGCUGCAACAGGGCCAGAGCGACGCCUGCAGCGCUCUCCUGCAGAGGGCGCUCAAUAGCCUGCCCGCCAAAGAGAAUGUGGACGUGAUCGCCAAGUUUGCCCAGCUGGAGUUCCGGUACGGCGACGUGGAGAAAGGCAAGGUGAUGCUGGACAAGGUGCUGAGCAGCUACCCCAAGCGCACCGACCUGUGGUCCGUCUUCAUCGACCUCAUGGUCAAGCACGGUUCCCAGAAGGAAAUCAGGGCUCUCUUUGACCGGGUGAUCCACCUGAGUGUGGCAGUGAAGAGGAUCAAGUUCUUCUUCAAGCGCUACCUGGAGUACGAGAAGAAGAACGGCACCCCCGAGAGCAUCCAGGCCGUCAAGGAGAAGGCCCUGGAGUACGUGGAGAACAAGGCUACAGAGGCAGCUAGCUAGUUAGAGAACCACACACACACACACACAAACCGUAUCCAACGUUACCAAACAGACUUCCUUGUCAAGCCUCAUGUCUUGAGUCACUAAAUAUUUUUGCAUUGAGAAAUGUUUUGCGCUAUUGCAGGAGGGAAGUGUGCUGUCAUAAGGAAAUAUGAAUAAUCUAGUGUGGGGUUAUUUUUACAUUCUCAGAUACUUUCUUGAGCCUUUGUCAAGUGUGGCAUUUUAAUCUAUUGUGAAUGACUAGAAUAAGCAGCAUGGGUGUCUGUGUAGCUAUUAUUGUAUGGAUGAAUAAAAAAACAGGGUUGACAUGACUGAAUGACAUCCUUUUGUAAUAAAAGUAUUAUGUA